Molecule: messenger RNA, 1076 nt
Organism: Chlamydomonas reinhardtii
Lineage: Eukaryota; Viridiplantae; Chlorophyta; Chlorophyceae; Chlamydomonadales; Chlamydomonadaceae
Exons: 1
Coding region: 75-464 (129 amino acids)
Cellular component (GO): nucleosome
Molecular function (GO): structural constituent of chromatin; protein heterodimerization activity; DNA binding
Source: RefSeq, a predicted model, not a curated record
UAUAAUUACAACGCUUACAACACUCACUCUCCAACCUUAUUACUUCGUUCUUCAAGAACCCCCCACUCGAUACGAUGGCUGGUCGCGGCAAGGGCAAGACCUCUGGCAAGAAGGCUGUGAGCCGCAGCGCCAAGGCCGGCCUGCAGUUCCCCGUUGGCCGCAUUGCGCGCUACCUGAAGAAGGGCAAGUACGCCGAGCGCAUCGGUGCCGGCGCGCCCGUGUACCUGGCCGCUGUGCUGGAGUACCUGACCGCUGAGGUGCUGGAGCUGGCCGGCAACGCCGCCCGCGACAACAAGAAGAACCGCAUCGUGCCCCGCCACAUCCAGCUGGCCAUCCGCAACGACGAGGAGCUGGGCAAGCUGCUGGGCGAGGUGACCAUUGCUUCGGGCGGUGUGCUGCCCAACAUCCACGCGGUGCUGCUGCCCAAGAAGACCAAGGGCGGCAAGGGCGAGGAGACCGCCUAAGCGGCUCCUGUUGCACCUCACUUGCACUCUAAAAAAAACUCGGUGUUUCUCAACACCACCUUGGAUGUGAACGUGUAAGGGUUGUUUCUCUAUGAGCAUCGCUAUCCGCAUUCGCUCACUACCGCCCACGUAGUGGUGGCGGUGUAGGGGUGAGGUUUCAUUGCAGCGGGGUGGCAUGUCAGGCAUCGUGCUCAGCAUGCUUACGCAUUAGAGCUCUGGGCCACCAGGCACUGAUACCACUAUCAGCCGGCCAUGCCCCGAGCCAGCUUUGCGAUUGCGGUGUAUCAUGCGUGUCGCUCCUAAGCGUCCCUCCCCUGCUCCCAAGUUGCACCACGCGUCCGCUCCUUCUCGCAGCAUAUGGCGCUAGCAUGCGUGACAGAGUACAUGUCGCCGACUAAGUUGCACACGUUAAUGAUGGCAGCGAUGUUGAGCGACGUGGGCGUCCUCUCAGGUAGGAGCCCACCGGGGCUCAUGAAUGACCUGCUUUCGACAGGCACAGGGGCAGGCUGGUGCGCGUUAGGAGCCUUCCUACACUGUCCUACAUAGCGCAGGUGGUUGCGGGAGCGACUCGUCAUGGCUUGACCGUAUUGAAGUGCGCUGUAUAGCUAGCGU